GAAGCAGCGGCGAAGGCGGCGGCAGCGGCAUCGCGGCUCGGUCUCUGGCCCCUUCACUCUGCGCGUUCUGCAGCCGCCACUGCAGCCGCGCAGCKGGGGCUCCCUCCCAAUAGCCAGCUGGUGGCUCCAGCCCGGUGCCUCAGCGAAGGAAAAGGGCGAGUGGARACACGUUCAAGGCGGGACCGGAGAGGAUUUCCCCGGCGCCGCUCACUCACUGGUCGGCUUGCUUGCCAUCAGUCGCUCCCUCAGUCCUUGGUCGGUGUGCGCACUCCCUCCGGCACCAGGGAGUAGUUUUGGGUGGCGUGGGCUCGUUCCUCUUCUUGGCUGGUGGGAACAGAGUGUUGAAGAGAGGAAGCUUGGUGGGCCUGGCCCCUCCCAGCCCAGCGCCGAUGAGUGCCCGGGCUCCAAAGGAGUUGAGGCUGGCGCUGCCGCCGUGUCUCCUCAACCGGACUUUUGCUUCCCCCAACGCUAGCGGCAGCGGCAACACAGGUGCCCGCGGCCCGGGUGCAGGCGGCGGCGGCAGUGGUACCUGCAUCACGCAGGUGGGACAGCAGCUCUUCCAGUCAUUCUCCUCCACGCUGGUGCUGAUUGUCCUGGUCACUCUCAUCUUUUGCCUCAUCGUGCUGUCCCUGUCCACCUUCCACAUCCACAAGCGUAGGAUGAAGAAGCGGAAGAUGCAGAGGGCUCAGGAGGAAUACGAGAGGGAUCAUUGCAGCGGCAACCGCGGUGGAGGGGGGCUGUCCCGGGCAGGUAGUCAGGCCCAAAACCAUGGAAAAGAAAACAGGCUGGAGAGGCAGUCCCGGGACUCUGCCUUCUGCGCCCCCUCCAACUUCUCCGGUUCCUCCUCCUCUUCAUCCCCUGGUCUUCCAAGCCAGGGUCCCUGUGCUCCUCCGCCUCCACCGCCAGCCCCCAGUCCACAAGGAGCACACGCAGCCUCCUCCUGUUUGGACACAGCUGGCGAGGGCCUUUUGCAGACGGUGGUACUGUCCUGAUUGUGUAGCCCCUCUCCUCACCCCUUUCUCGUUUCCACCAUCUUUACCAUCCUUGCUUUUUCUCCCCCCUUCCUUCCUUUUCCAUUUUCCUGUACCCCUUCUUUCCUCUUCCUUCUUUCCCUGCCCUCCCUUUUACUAUGUUUCUCCUCCGCCGAGGCACUGUGCGGUAUUUGUAAAUAUUGGGCGAGGAAAGUCUCGGAAGAAGAAAUAACGCUGAUAAAUCUUUAUUAAUAUUUACAGUUAUUAUUAUUAUAUUACUAACAACACAAUCCAAGCGCAUGACAAAUCACAUACUUUCUCAUUGUCAAUGAAAGAUGCAUCUUCCCUCUCCACUCCGUGUCCCCCUCAAUAAGGAGGAGAAACCGCACAAGCUACCAAAUACAUAAAAGGCAUUGCCACCAGGAGCAAAGGGAGGGGAGGGGGCCGGUAAUGUUGUAUAUAGCUGUCAAGUUAAAGGUUUAGUUACCUUUCUUCCCCUUCACCCCCCCCCCAGCUUUCACUUUUCCUUUAGCUUUUCUCCACUCCCCUUUUCUCACCCUAAGCUGGGCUCAGGCAAUAGUAUAUUAUUUUUUAAAAAAGUCUACAUUUAGCACCAAGACUACAACGAGGCCACAGAGAAAGUCCCAGAAAAACGUUUUAGGACAGGUAACCCUCUCCAGUCAGCCAUCUUCUCAUUCUUUGGCUAACCAUUGCCUUUUCCAGGACAGAACAUUUAAUUUACUUUUAGAAAUGUCUCUCGCUGGCCGAGCAUAAGUACAUUGCAAUCUUUAAGUGAGUUAAAAACAAAAAACAAAAGAUCUGCUUUAGAUCUGUGCCCCACCACACUUGUACACCUUUGACUUGUGGCAUUUUCAGGAGUCAGAGGAUAGGGAGCUGUCCGUCCAGGUCUGGUGCUGAAAUCGCCUCACCAUAAUGGUUACUUCCUCUGAUUGAGCAGGCGGAGGAGGGGCUGUUUUGGAAAGUGAUUGUACUGGCUUUUGGUUGGCUUCUUUCUUCUUUUUCUACAAUCGGGUUAGCGUGUACUAUUAAUUUUCUUAUUAUUAAAUGUUGCAUAAGUUCCUCUCUUUUUUUUUUGUAAAAAGAAAAAGUAUUUGGUGAUGUGCAGUACUGAAAGUGCAGUAUCUAACCAACCAGAAUGUUUGUUUUAUUUUUAGAGCAAGUGCACCUUUGUUAUAUAUUUACUAUAUUGGUACCAAAUACAGAAAAAAACUAUAGUUCUGUACUAUGUCCUCCAAACUGUAUAUUCUUGUUCUUACUUUCCAGCUGUUGAUAUAAUGGUUACCACUGGAUGAGGAAUUCAGUGGGACAGGCCUGGCUUCUGCUGUUUCCAGAAGUGUUCUUUUGUACCUUACUCUGUAGUAGACUGUUAUAAAAAUAUGACACAUGUUUCCCUUUUUCUUUUGUGAAUAACAGAAACAACCACAGMAACAGAAAACAAAUAAUGGAUGUGCAGGAAUGCCAUCUAUUAAAACAUGGUUAAUA
Urocitellus parryii (Arctic ground squirrel) is the source of this 2474-nucleotide messenger RNA. Lineage: Eukaryota; Metazoa; Chordata; Mammalia; Rodentia; Sciuridae. The record is from RefSeq and is a predicted model, not a curated record.